AUGUCAACUGCUGUGAUGCAUGGUUGUUUUGGCCAAGGACAUUGUCUCAGCCUCUCUUCCCGAACUAUAACUCUAGCAUCCCAUGAUGGCAACGACACCAUCGUUCUCGCUCAAUGGCAAGCAAAUCUGGCAUAUAGAAUUUGGUUCGCAGAAGCCAUUUCGCAACAUCUUGUCCAUGAAAUGGUUGAUGCUACUGUUGUGGUAUGCGAAGUUUUCAACCAAGUUGAGGAAAUACUGAACGUAAAGCUGGGAGCGGAAAAGGCGUAUAUUACUGCUGUUUCUAUUCCUUUCCCUAUCAGUACUGUUCUCCUCCGCAAUCAACUGUUCACCACUAUUUCAGGAUGCGCGCUUUGGGAUAAUAGGACUGGGUUUUUCUCCGCGAUCUUGGAGACUAGACAGAUUCUGUGGGGUGCGUAUGGUCUUUCGCAAUCGCAGGGAUUAGGAGUAGAGGGAAUCGUAAAUGAGAGUGGAGAGGGAGCGGGAGUGGUGGUCAAUGUAGAAAUUAAUUGGGUGUGUUCUGGUAUACAGGUAUUGGGGGUUGAAGAGGGAGUUGUAUGGGUUAUUGGGGUGGAUGUUUGGUUGGAUUUAGGAUGGGGGAAAGAUGAUGAGGGUGAGGAUAAGACGUGGAUCACCAAUGUCGAAGAAAGGUUUGAGCGUUUCUUUGCUCAAUACUUCGUUUCCACACCGAGUAUGAGGAAGGGUGAUAGGUAUGCUUCAGAGCAUUUGCGCAUGGUCACAUUUACCGGCGAUGCGCCCGCUCACGCUUUCGCUCUUGUUAGGGGCGCAUUGAGAAGAUUGUUGGCGAACUAUCCAUGGGUGGUGUUCAGAGAAGAUUUCGAGCCAGACGAAAUCUCUGCUAUCGGAGCGGCGAUGCUGGGGAAGGUGUUAGCGGAGGAAGAGGCUAGGUACGAAUCGGAUUACAUGGUCGAUAUGACUAAAUUCCAAGACACGUAG
Molecule: messenger RNA, 954 nt
Organism: Aureobasidium pullulans EXF-150
Lineage: Eukaryota; Fungi; Ascomycota; Dothideomycetes; Dothideales; Saccotheciaceae
Exons: 4
Coding region: 1-954 (317 amino acids)
Source: RefSeq, a predicted model, not a curated record